AUCCACACAUUCACGGCCCAUAUGUUGUGUGAGUCCGCCGCGUACAUAUAAGAUGGCGGCCCCUCCUGUCCUGUCCCGUUGUAUGUAUCCACACAUUGGAUCAUUGCCAUCGGUCACGGCGUCUCACUCACUCACUCACUCACUCACUCACAUGCACUCACUAACAUGCACUCACUCAGUCAGUCGUUCCCUCAGUCUGUCUGUUCGUCGGCUACAACUCAGCGCAAAAAGAUAAAGAAAAGGACGAACCUCUGUCUGUUCCUCCGGUAAUCUAUCUCUCACACACAAGCCAUCCAUCGAUCAGCCCAUCAAAGACGACCACCCGCCCCCGCCACUGCAGCGGCAGCAGCAGCUGCUGCCGCUGGUGCUGGUGCCGCCGAUGCUGCUGCUGGUGGUGCACCACCCUGCGUGUGGUCGGUGGACGGCGCUGGAUUGCCUCUGUGAGUGUCCUCAGGGUCAUCUUCCUCGCAAAAUCGGAUCUUGUAUGCCUUGUUGAGGAGGGCGUCGAUGUAGAAGAGGCGGUCCCACACCCACGGCUUCAGCAUCACAUCGCCAUCACCCUAGACGCACACACACACACACACACACACACAAACACACACACACAGAGAGAGAGAGAGAGAGAGGGAGAAAGAGAGGGGUAGGUAUGCGUGUGACGUGUUUGUUGGGUGAGGGGGACAGGUGAGUACCUACCUGUGGCUGUUGGUGAGGGGCGAAGAGAAUGGGCAGUCUAUCGUACAGCGAUGUGAUCUGCUUGCGCACCUCGUCGAGCUGCUCCAGCGCCUGGACACGGCUCUCUGCAGGCAACAAACACACACAUCACACACACACACCUCCCACAUUCACUGGCCGUCGCUCCCACUCACCCACCUAGUUCCUCCAAGUUGAACAGCUGCUGCAUCGGCAGGGCAUUGCGCACCUCGUCUGCAGUCGGCCUGGCCGACGACACCUUGACGAGCGGCACGGGCGCCCUCAGCGUGUCGAAGUGGCCCUCUGCCAGGUCGUGCACCACGCGCACACGCACACGCAUCAUGGUGCUGUUGUUGUCGUACAGCUCUGCACACAAGGAAAGGCAGCACAGCACAAAGACACAGCGAGCGAGACAGAAUCAGAUGUAGUGGGUGGAGAGGGUGAUGCUUCCUUCCGCUUACCGCUGCCCUGCACACCGAUCCCGAGGCCGACUUUGUACCCCAUCGUGCCGUUGUCUGUCCGCCAGUUGAGCCGGAUGGCGAUGGAGCCGAGCAGCAGAUGGGCGUACUGCUCGCUGAGGCCGGCCACGAACCGGCUGGCCCGCUGGCCAUAGGUGUCGCCGGAUGUGUCGGUGCCGUACGUCUCGGUAUGGCUGACGUCAUCGGUGGGCGGGGAGGACAGCGGGGGCGUGUUGGUGAGCGAGGCCUUGUAUCCGCGGAUGGUCACGUCGCGGACAGAGUCGGCAAGGGACUGGUAUGGUGGCGACGGCAUGAUGGCGGGCGGGUUGAGCUGCAGGACAGAUGGCACGCGCAGCUCGGUCAGCAACCUGAGAGAGAGAGAGAGGGGAGAUACACGCAAAGUGAGUCGUGACCUUUGUUUGCUGCCAUCCAUCCAUCCAUCCAUGCUCCACCUUACUCUGUGAGUUCGGUGCGGUUCCGUGCGAGUUUGUGUAUGCAUCCCAUCCACUGCUCGUCAUACGUCUGACAAACACAGCCACAUCACAUCCACACGCAUACAACACACGAGCCAAUGCGAUCCGAUCAUCGCGUGUGUGUAUGGUAUGUACGGUCUGGUCUCUGGUCCCCAGUUUCCUUCCCCACUGACUGACCUGUUGUUGGUCGUCGUGGCCGUCAAUCCUCUCGCCAUUGUACCCACCGAAACUCUCCUGCCCAUGCCCAUGCCCAUACCCCUCACUCCCACCCCCGCCAGCAGCGGCAGCUGCCGCCGCAGCCACCAUUCCCCCGCCCCCAUCCAGCGGCACACACCCAUCCUCUCCUCCCUCCUCCAUGAUCUUGUCCUUCUCCUUCUCAUGGCGGCCUCUCAUCCCACCAGCAGCGGCCAUGGCCGCAGGGGGAACAGGUGGCGGGGGCAUCAGCUCGCCGUCAUUCAUGCUCUGAUCGCCGCUCGCCGCCGCCUUGCGGUGCUUGGCCACGCGCCCCUCGUUCCCACCACCACCACGUUCGUCACGGGCGCUGCGGCUGCUGAGCCGUCGCUUGCUGCGGGGGCCACGCUCCCUCAGGGGGCGGUUGUCCUCCUCCUGGUCUAGGUCCUCCUCACCGCCAUUACCGUCACGACCGUCCUGCUUCUGGCCUUGCAUGUCCUCAUGGCUGCCGUGGCCGUGCUCCUGCUUGAUCUCUGGCUGCUUCUUGUUCUUGCUGCUGCGGGCAUUGGGUGCGUGGUCGAGGUAGCCUGGCGGGGGCUGCACGGUGCCAUUGAUGAAGUCGGUGAUGAGCUUGCCCUCACGCUCGAAGGUCCGGAGCCUCUCCAGACCGGCAGCAGCUGCACACACACGGACAGUGGCCAAACGAUCGCGUGUGGACGUGUGUGUUGUGUUGUGUUGUGUUGUGGUCAUGUGUCACUUUUUUCUUUUGGGAGUUGGUCGAGGCCGCUUAUGGCGUUGCGCUGCCGCAGUAUCUCAUGCAAGAGCCACAGCGUCUUCCUGCCCUUGUCCGAGCCCGUGUACCGAUCCUUCAGCCACACACCCACACACGAUAGUAUAAUUUCGUUCCCAUCCCGUGGAAACGACCUUCUGUCUGUCUGUCUGUCUGUCUGUCUGUGAGGCAGGCACACCUUAUACGCCGACUUCAUCUCGUCGCCCUUCUCAUACAACUGCACACACAGCACAGCACAGCACAGCCGACAGCAACACGCCCUAUUGAGCGGGUGGGGGUGCAGCAGUGUGCCGACUCUCUCCUCGCUCCCUGACUGACCUUGAUGUUAGACCUGAUACAGAUGGCGUACUGCCCCUCUGCAAGUGAGCGGAUGCAGAUAUAGGCCUUGGUCCGCGACGCGUCAGACCGCAGCGUGGUGAUCGUCGGCUCACUCGUCAAAUACUCUACACACACACACACACAGCGUCACUACUGUGCUGUGUGGUGUUUCGAUUCCCCACUGUAUUUGAUUUCAUGGUCGAGGUCUAUGCGUACGCCCAGUUGCCAGGUGGGCUUCGGGCCGCGCUUCCACCACAACAACUCACCUACAGGAACUGCACACCACAUCACAUCACACAAACAAACAAAGGUGAUGGUGCACCGCAUCCGAUCCGUCUGCAGGGGUGGUCUCCGUUGUGUUGUGCGCUUCCGUCAUGGCCAUCGCUGCAGGGGUGGCUUACUGUCCUUGCAGUCGAUGUCGGGCGACUUGUCAGGCGGCUUUGCAUCUGAUGCUGACGCCGGGAAGGCCAUCUGACGCUGCGAAAGAGCCGCAGAACUCAAACAAUCUCAACAAUCUCGAAGGGUCAAAGGAUUUGGUACCCUAUAACCCCACAAGAGGCCAAAUCCCGGCAUUUAUGCGCCUUGUCGGAUAGCUGUGAGUUGCGAAAGUAAGGCACUCGGCCGACAAGAGGGCGAGAAGAGUCACUCGAGUCAGUCGUCCUCUCGACUGCUGCGGUGAGAUGGCGGGCUGUUGUCAAUGAGCUGACAGCCAGACAGAGGUGAGGGAGGCCGACCACUCACUGACUGAUGCGCUCAUCCGCUCACCUCACUGAAUGCGUCGGCCUUUCCUGUCUGUCUGUGUGCA
Molecule: messenger RNA, 3705 nt
Organism: Vitrella brassicaformis
Lineage: Eukaryota; Vitrellaceae
Source: the annotation of a GenBank genome assembly